This is a messenger RNA of Sugiyamaella lignohabitans, 1350 nucleotides long. RefSeq lists its product as uncharacterized. Gene Ontology annotation, biological process: regulation of transcription by RNA polymerase II. Bases 1 to 1350 code for a protein of 449 amino acids. Lineage: Eukaryota; Fungi; Ascomycota; Dipodascomycetes; Dipodascales; Trichomonascaceae. Gene Ontology annotation, molecular function: transcription coregulator activity. Gene Ontology annotation, cellular component: mediator complex. The transcript has a single exon. The record is from RefSeq and is a predicted model, not a curated record.
AUGACAGGCAAUUCAAGUGAAGAAAUCAUAUUAAAAUCACUACGGGAACCCCGAUUAGACAAAUUUGCUAAGAUUCUGGCUUUCUUAAGUCGGUUAGACAAACUUUCAGGUAAACAAGCAGAUUGUUUCCGCGUGGUGGACGAGAUAUCAAAUGCACUACAUGUGAUAUAUGAAAGCCAAAAAGUGCAUAAAAUUCAAAACCCUGAUAGGUUACUGGACUAUGGAGUUCCAGUGAUAAACCCAGAUGGUUUUCUAGGACUAGGGAUUCAAUAUUGGUCAUUUAAUAAUGAUGAAACAAUUGACAUUUUAGGAGGUAAAUCCUCCAAAUGGCUGGCUUUCUUCGACGUCAAGGAUAAAUCAGAAGUGCAGAAUAAUGAAACUAAUGGAAGUAACACAUUCCCUUUGCUGUAUACCCAAGACUGGGUCAGCAUUGACGGUGACAGAGUGAAAUGGGCUGACCCAGAACCUCUUAAAGACACAAAUGGUAGACUAGUUUUACGACUCGAUCCACCUGUGAUUGUUUCUGAAGCCAUGGCCAUUCAAUUGGGGGCUGAGUUGAACGACAACUCUGAAAAUAGCUCGACUGGAAAUAUCCGCCAUUCCGCCAUCCUAAAUAACAUGAACAGGAGGGUUGGCAGCACAUCGAGAGUAAUAAAUAACAGCGACAACUCGACGACACAGAUAGACAUAUCCUAUGCCAAUUUGCUACCAUACUCACUCAUCCAGCUGGCUGAGAUACCUGUAAAUCACCCUCGAGAUAUUCAGUCCAUAUUGAGUCACCUAAGGUCUUUUCUAAUUUUACGAAAGGUAUGGACUAGUUUGGACGACAAGAUGUCUUUCAAUAUGGUAACAAAAAAUGGCAUAAAAGCAGCAAAAAGUGAGUCUAGUCAACAUCACUAUUCAAAUAACUUGAAUACUCAUCAAGACGGUGAGCAGCUUUCAUUUGCUGAUGCUAUCAUGGAGUAUGAAGGGAUUGAAAAGAAUGCUACAAGUUCGGCAGGUAAUAUGUCCUCUUUUGUGGGAGCGGCCGGUACUAUUUCUGCAAUAGUGAAUUUAACGACUGAAAAGAUAUCUUCGACAGAAACCAAUACCUCUCUAGAUCGUAACAUUGGUAAUAUAUCGUCAGCGCCAAUUAUCACACUCAGUCUUUCGCUUAUUCCUGGAGUUUCGUUCAAAAUUAGUACGGCUGGGACUCAAAAUUCUACUCAUGCACUGAAGCUUGAACUGGAGAAUUUGUCGGAAGAGCCAAUUGCAGAAACAAUUACUGCCAAUCUUGAGAAACUCAGUCAAGUAUUGAACAUUUCAGAGGAUUUGGGGAUUUUUCUCUCAGUUCUCAAAUCCAUUGAAUAA